CCAACCCCUCACGUUCACGGUUCACCAGUCUCGUCGUGUCCGUUCGCGAUCGGGCAAACCUGCAACCCUUUCCUCUUCGUCCCCCCGCUAUCUCGUUGCCCCAAGCCGGAGUACGGAGUACGGCAGUCGCACCCCCGUCGUCCCGUUCCUUGCUCGCCCCAACUUCGCCGCCGCAUCCCCCUCGGCUGCUCGCUCCUCGUCUGCCCCUAGUGAUGUCUGGUGGUAACGCGUGGUCGCCGCUCCCUUCGCACGGAUUUGACGACGACUCCUGCUUGCUCUUUUUUAUUUUGCUCGUGUCGUCGGAUCGUGGCUUGAUUGAUCUCCGCAUCCCGCAGAUCCGACUCCGGCGGCAUGGGGAGCCGCGCAGGCGAGCCUGUGGCGAGGACCAACAGCGGCGGCGGCAGCAGCAGCAAGGAUUCGGGCAGCUUCGAGUGCAACAUCUGUCUGGACCUGGCGCAGGAUCCCGUGGUCACCCUCUGCGGCCACCUCUUCUGCUGGCCAUGCCUCUACGAGUGGCUCCACGUGCACGCGCACUCCCAGGAGUGUCCCGUCUGCAAGGCCGUCGUCGAGGAGGGGAAGCUCGUCCCUCUCUACGGCCGUGGUGGCAACUCCACCUCACCCCGUGCAAGGUCGGUGGCCGGUGUGGAAAUCCCGAGCAGGCCGACCGGGCAGCGGCCCUCCACUGCCCCGCAGCCAGACCACAGUAAUCAUUACCCGCCCCAGAACCCCUGGUUCAUGGGCGCUGGCGCCCCCCCUGUGGCUGGUGGUCGGUGGGGGAAUUACACUUUCUCGGCGGCCAUUGGAGGGUUGUUCCCGUUGCUGAGCUUCCAGGUGCAUGGAUUCCCGCAGGUGUCUGCCUAUGGGCCUGCUGCAGGGUUUCCCUAUGGAUACGGCCAUUCUUUCCAUGGGUGGCAUGGACAUGGCUAUGGCUUCCCGCGCCAGGCACCACAAGGCCAGCAGGUUGAUGCGUACUUAAAGGUGCUUCUACUGGUAGUUGGUGUGCUUGUAAUUGCCAGCCUGAUCGCAUUUUAAAUUAUGUAAGGCUGGCGAUAUUGCUGAUCCGUUGGUGUGUACCAUAGUUCUAGCAUCAUUGCAUCUUAGAUAGCUCCCAAAGUUUGAUGUCAGCGUGGAGAUAAGUAGACAAGUUGUGAUAAUUGGUGGCAGCUGGUAUUCAUUGUGUAAAGUUGCUAUCGAAAAUUAUAGGUGCAUUUGUUGUGUUCUUGCGUUGAACAUUCUCCAUGUUCAUGUUUCUUCCAAGAAAUUUGCCUGCAAUGUUCUCUUCUUCAUUGCUAUUUA
This is a messenger RNA of Zea mays, 1296 nucleotides long. RefSeq lists its product as uncharacterized. Gene Ontology annotation, molecular function: ubiquitin protein ligase activity; metal ion binding. NCBI's taxonomy places the organism in Eukaryota, Viridiplantae, Streptophyta, Magnoliopsida, Poales, Poaceae. The record is from RefSeq and is a predicted model, not a curated record. Gene Ontology annotation, biological process: ubiquitin-dependent protein catabolic process. Gene Ontology annotation, cellular component: endoplasmic reticulum. The transcript is spliced from 2 exons. Bases 352 to 1032 code for a protein of 226 amino acids.